AUGGGUCGAUCGAGGUGGAAUCUCACACCUUGGCUGGUGCUGGGAUGCGCUGCAUCCAACGCUUGGGCAGCCAAGAGACCGUUCAACAUCCAUGACGAUCUACUGGCCUAUCCACAGUACCAAGUUCUUUUCCCAGAGGAAUACAUCUUAGAAUCCCAAGCCGAAGAGCUACUCCAGACACAUGUCUCGCCCGAAACCCCAGACUCCAGCGUCGAGCGAAACGACCCGCAAAUCUACACAGGAAAGGACCACACCGAAGAUACCACACAAGCGCGCGAAGACCUGAUUCACCCGAAAUACGCAUACGAAGAGAUGAUCCUGGACGACCGGCGGCUUCUUUGCCAGAUUCCCCGCGUGGCCACCGACGAGGCUAAUAGCACGGCUGGCCGCGCAACUCAAGAAGCCGAUGAACAGAAUGAGCUGGCACGGGCUACUGAUCGGGGUCUUGAGCUUCUACGUGAGAUGGAGGGAAAGUGCAUGUACUAUUUCUCUGGUUGGUGGUCGUACUCUUUCUGCUACAGAAACCAGAUUAAGCAGUUUCAUGCUCGUCCUGUUGGAGGUGGUGUUCCGAGUUACCCACCUGUUGAGGACCCUACUACCCAUUCCUUCGUGCUGGGUCGAUUCCAAGAGGGAACGAGUAAGGAUGGGGAGGGGGAUGAGAAGAAGAAGCAGAAGCAGAAGCAGACAACUCAAACCGAUGUGGCGGAACUACGCACCAAGGGUGGCUCACGCUAUCUGGUACAACAUCUCCGUGGCGGUACCAAGUGUGAUCUGACGGGGCGAGACCGCAGGGUCGAAGUCCAGUUCCACUGUCACCCGCAGUCAACGGACCAGAUUGGCUGGAUUAAAGAGCUGACCACCUGUUCCUACUUGAUGGUUAUCUACACUCCCCGUCUUUGCGACGACGUUGCUUUCCUGCCACCGCAGCAAGAUGAGGUCCACAAUAUCGAAUGCCGCGAGAUCCUCAGACCCGAGGACGUCUCUGACUGGGAGGCCGGGAAUGAGUGGUACCAGGCCCAUCAACUGGCCGAUGCUGCCGCUGCCCAUACGGAAGUGCAAACCGUCGGUGGAAUUGUCGUUGGCGGCCAGCAACUAGUCGGCAUGGAAGGCAAGAAAAUCGAGAAGGGUAAAGUGGCCUCGUUCGGUGAGGAGACCGUGGAGGUGGUUGUCAAGCGCGAAAAUGGUGAAAUGCAGCGUCCGUCCAAAGAGGUGAUGAAGAAGUAUAACAUUGACCUGGAGAGUAUCGAGGAAAUGAAGAAACGACUCGAUAAAAUCGCCGAAGGCAAAGACUGGACCUUGGAAGUUGUGGAGAGCAACGGAGUGAUCAAGUUCCAGGGUGCCAUUGAGAAGGAUGAAGAUGAACUUGAUGUGAAAGCAGAGUCCGGUUCAUCUUCGCAGCAGCCCGCAGACCAAGCCAAUGUCGAUGAUACAGCAGGUUCCGAAUCUGCAUCUGAGACAAAGAAAAAUUCAAAAUCGCACCAGAAGCCCUCCGAGGAUGAAAUGGAGGAGUCUGUUGGCAGUGAGGAAACUUUCAAAGAUGAGCUAUAA
Penicillium subrubescens is the source of this 1548-nucleotide messenger RNA. Its product is annotated as PRKCSH domain-containing protein. The coding region runs from base 1 to 1548 and encodes 515 amino acids. Gene Ontology annotation, biological process: retrograde protein transport, ER to cytosol; endoplasmic reticulum unfolded protein response. The transcript has 2 exons. The record is from RefSeq and is a predicted model, not a curated record. Gene Ontology annotation, cellular component: endoplasmic reticulum lumen. NCBI's taxonomy places the organism in Eukaryota, Fungi, Ascomycota, Eurotiomycetes, Eurotiales, Aspergillaceae.